AGAAGGACUCCGUUUCCCAGCGCGCUUCAGGGCGCCCGCGCUGCAUUUUUCCCGGAACGUCAGGAGUCCUGAUCCAGAGCUGGAAUUGCAGUAGCCGAGGCCAAGCGGCAGCGGAUGCUGAGUGGGCGGCUGGUCCCGCGCCUGGUCUCCAUGACUGGCCGCGUCUGUUCGUCCCGGCCCAGCGCGGGAUCCGGAACCAUCGGUCCGGUGGAGGCCGCCAUUCGCGCCAAGUUGGAGCAGGCCCUGAGCCCCGAGGUACUGGAGCUUCGCAACGAGAGUGGCGGCCAUGCGGUCCCACCGGGCAGCGAGACGCAUUUCCGAGUGGCGGUGGUGAGCUCUCGUUUCGAGGGACUGAGCCCCUUGCAACGGCACAGGCUGGUACACGCGGCCCUGUCUGAGGAGCUGGCCGGGCCGGUCCAUGCGCUGGCCAUCCAGGCGCGGACCCCCGCCCAGUGGAGGGAGAACCCUCAGCUGGACACAAGCCCUCCCUGCCUGGGUGGGAACAAGAAAACUCGAGGAAUCCCCUGAACCCGAGAGGGAGGAAGACCAGGAUCGACUGGGCUGGACAGGAAGAAGCAGGAGACACAGGACAUCACGCUGGAGCCAGCUGGAGCCAGGCAAGAAGAGAGCAGCAUGAGCCUGACCACAACGAAACCCAUCUAGAACCCAUCUUGUCCCAUCAGCUAGCUCUAAGACAGCCCAGCGUGAGACUCUUUUUCCCAAGGUACCUAAAAGGACCUCAACCUCCCUUAUAAUUGUCUGUUUAUUAAUAAUAUCAGUAACAACCAUUUAUUCAACGCCAGCUAUGGGCCAAGCAACUUGAUGCUCUACAUGCAUUGAUUUAGUACAUGCAGUAGUACCUAUGAGGCAGGUACUAUUAUCACCCCCAUUUUGCAGACAAGACAACCAGGCUC
Molecule: messenger RNA, 914 nt
Organism: Lemur catta (Ring-tailed lemur)
Lineage: Eukaryota; Metazoa; Chordata; Mammalia; Primates; Lemuridae
Gene: BOLA1
Product: bolA family member 1
Exons: 3
Coding region: 115-528 (137 amino acids)
Cellular component (GO): mitochondrion
Source: RefSeq, a predicted model, not a curated record